GCUCAAGACACUUUUUUUCUUUCUUCUUUCCUCAUCUCCCUCCAUCUGAGUUGAUCUAGGGUUUCGCGAUGGCUUCCAAGCGGAUCUUGAAAGAACUGAAGGAUCUCCAAAAAGAUCCUCCUACAUCUUGCAGCGCAGGCCCUGUUGCUGAAGACAUGUUUCAUUGGCAAGCAACUAUUAUGGGUCCCCCCGACAGUCCUUAUGCAGGGGGUGUCUUUUUAGUUACUAUUCAUUUUCCUCCUGAUUAUCCAUUUAAACCACCAAAGGUUGCUUUCAGGACGAAGGUUUUCCAUCCAAAUAUCAAUAGCAAUGGCAGCAUUUGCCUUGACAUCUUGAAGGAGCAGUGGAGCCCUGCCUUGACUAUUUCUAAGGUGUUGCUCUCGAUCUGCUCCCUGUUGACGGAUCCGAACCCUGAUGACCCUUUGGUGCCGGAGAUAGCUCACAUGUACAAGACAGACAGGAGCAAGUACGAGACAACUGCAAGGAGCUGGACUCAGAAGUAUGCAAUGGGUUAGUUGUGUGCGUGUCUGGAGAGGGUGGGUGGUGGUGUGGAGGGCUACAUUCCUUUCGUGCUGGGGGGCCUUUUGUCUUUCAGUAUUUCUGUAUGACUGAAGUUUGAUGCGUCUCUUCAUACCUAAACUAGACCUGAAGAGAAAGGUCCAAACUUUGCCCUCCAUUAAAAAAGAAAAACUAAUGGUAUUUCCAAUUGUUUGUAUGGGAAUUUGAUCUUUGGACUAAAGAAAUUGCCCGUUUCUUAAA
Molecule: messenger RNA, 759 nt
Organism: Telopea speciosissima
Lineage: Eukaryota; Viridiplantae; Streptophyta; Magnoliopsida; Proteales; Proteaceae
Product: ubiquitin-conjugating enzyme E2-17 kDa
Exons: 4
Coding region: 69-515 (148 amino acids)
Biological process (GO): protein polyubiquitination
Cellular component (GO): nucleus
Molecular function (GO): ubiquitin conjugating enzyme activity
Source: RefSeq, a predicted model, not a curated record